GUGCGGUGCACAGCGGGCGGGCCGCGGGUGGCCGGCGGGGUUUGUGCGGUGCACGGCGGGAAGAUGGCGGACAGGGAGGAGGCGCUGAGGGAGUUCGUGGCCGUCACCGGCGUCGAGGAGGAGCGAGCGCGAUUCUUCCUGGAGUCCUCCGGAUGGGACCUCCAGAUUGCACUUGCCAGUUUCUAUGAGGAUGGGGGUGAUGAGGACAUCCUGACCCUGCCCCAGCCAGCACCCAGCUCUGUCUCCAGGGGCACUGCAGCCAGUGACCACAGAGUGACAUCCUUCAGAGACCUUGUUCAUGCACAGGAGGAUGAUGAUGAGGAGGAGGAAGGACAGAGGUUUUAUGCUGGAGGCUCAGAGAGAAGUGGGCAGCAGAUUGUUGGCCCUCCCAGGAAGAAGAGUCCCAACGAGCUGGUGGAGGAUCUGUUCAAAGGAGCAAAGGAACACGGAGCUGUGGCUGUGGACAGGGCAGCCAAGAGCAGUGGGGAGACCAGCAAGCCUAAACCCUUUGCAGGGGGUGGGUAUCGCCUCGGGGCCACUCCAGAGGAGGAGUCUGCUUACGUGGCAGGAGAGAGGAGGCAGAACUCUGCCCAGGAUGUGCACGUUGUGCUGAAGCUCUGGAAGAGUGGGUUCAGUCUGGACAGUGGAGAACUGAGGAGCUACCAGGAUCCAUCCAAUGCUCAGUUCCUUGAUGAUAUCCGCAGAGGGGAGGUCCCGGCAGAGCUGCGCAGGUUAGCGCGGGGCGGACAAGUGAACCUGGAUAUGGAGGAUCACCGUGAUGAGGAGUAUGUGAAACCCAAAAGUGUCUUCAGAGCCUUUACUGGAGAGGGACAGAAGCUGGGCAGCACUGUGCCCCAGGUGAUGAGCACCAGCUCACCAGCCCAGCAGGCUGAGAAUGAAGCCAAAGCCAGUUCUGCCAUUGCUAUUGAUGAGUCAGAGCCCAUCACCAACAUCCAGAUCCGGCUUGCUGACGGGGGGAGGCUGGUCCAGAAGUUCAACCACAGUCACAGGAUCCGGGAUAUCCGACUCUUCAUCGUGGAUGCCAGGCCAGCAAUGGCUGCCACCAGCUUUGUCCUGAUGACCACCUUCCCCAACACAGAGCUGGCUGAUGAGAACCAGACCCUGAAGGAAGCCAACCUGCUCAAUGCUGUCAUCGUUCAGAGGCUGACAUAAAGGAACCCAGCUCUGCCCCAGCCUGCCUGCACCACAGCCUGCAGCACAGGCUCACAUCUACUCAUAGCUCUGGGUUCUUAGGUCUUGGUUGGACUUUUUUUUUUUUUUUUUUCCUCUUUAGUUGAAUUUUCCCUGGUUUUUUUCUUCUUUUUUUUUUUUUUUUUUUGUGAUGAUCAGUGGACUCUAAAAUAAAUAAAUGAAACAAAUCCAUUUUGAAAGGAGCUGCAGCCUAUUGUGCCACCAGUUCUCCCAGGAGAGUUCAGUUACCACUGUGGAUUGUGUUACUGAGCUCUUUAGAGGGGAGGAAGGUCAGGGGGAAGGGAGCUCCCAGGAGCAGUUUCCAUCCAUGCUGACUGACUGCUCAUCACAAUCUUUUUUUACUCUUCCCUCUCCUCCAGGGACCACUGCAAAGUCCUCCCUUGAAUUCUGCACAUUAAAUACAAACUGCACGAGAAUGGGAGAUCUGAUUGGCAGCAUAAUGUAACCUGUAAAAGCUCUGUGGAGGAAGAGUCUGUCAAACAGCCAUUGCUCAGUGUGGGGAAAACUCCAACGUGUCUGUACAGGUGCAAGGUUUAACUCUCUUCUUGGGCUUUUUUUGGGGAGAAAGUCCUGACUUUCCUUCCCCCAGCAGAACUCUCAGGGCGGUCACUGCAGCACCCCCUGCUCUGCCCAGCACUCCUGACUGCCUGCAGGUUUCAUUUGCUGGAUUGCAUUUCUCUGAGAAACCCUGCUGCUGACUUUUUCUUUCCAGGAAGGCACAAAGCUGAUUCAGCUUGAAGUGACUGAAAGUAAAGGGCAAACAGAGUUUAUCUUACUGGAAAGCAAGUUUUAUUUUAAGAGGUGAAGGAGAUGAUGGGAACAGCUCAGGUGGAAAACUUGAGGCUGUAGUACCCUUUGGUUGUUUCCUCUGCUGAGGACUAACGUAGCUGAACACCUGGAAUUCUCCAGCUCUGGUCUGUGUUUGUGUUUUGGGCUCAGGUCUCCAUAUCUUUCUUCCCUUUGAACAGAAUCCUGCAGGGCAAUUCCUUCUGCCUAGACUUGAGGGACUGGUAGCACUGGUGUGGCAUCACACACACACCAGUUGGUGUCUAGCAAUGUGCCAGGGGUCUUGGCACCAACUGCCCUCCCAGCCCUGGGCUUUGGAGCAGAACUUGAAGCUGUGCUGAACCCAGGGGGAUCCCUCUGGGAGAGGUUGGGUUUCCCUGCUCUUGGCGUGCUGUCCCCUUCCUGCCUCAGUCACACUGGAGCCCUGUGCUCUGUUUCCCCCCACUCAGUGCUCUGGAGCUUCCAGGUCCUCCCCUUGGUGCCAGAAAUCCCAGGGCUGUGCAGGCAGGGAAGGGCCAGCAGGUCAGACAGGUUCAGCACAAGGAACCUGCUUGGCUGCCCCAAGUAACACCAAACUGUGGGAGGAGAUCCCAGACCUCAGCAAGGGUGUUUUUACACCAGUUUCCUGACUGAGAGCAGCUGAAUUAACAUCUUUCAUCACUAAAUGGAUACAUAAUGUGCAUAACAGCAAAAUUUGUAAAUUAUUGUGGAAAAAAACUACCAUUAAAAGCCCACAAAAUAGGAAAA
Molecule: messenger RNA, 2745 nt
Organism: Calypte anna (Anna's hummingbird)
Lineage: Eukaryota; Metazoa; Chordata; Aves; Apodiformes; Trochilidae
Gene: NSFL1C
Product: NSFL1 cofactor
Exons: 9
Coding region: 64-1173 (369 amino acids)
Biological process (GO): proteasome-mediated ubiquitin-dependent protein catabolic process; nuclear membrane reassembly; autophagosome assembly
Cellular component (GO): cytosol; nucleus
Molecular function (GO): ubiquitin binding
Source: RefSeq, a predicted model, not a curated record